Molecule: messenger RNA, 5163 nt
Organism: Moneuplotes crassus
Lineage: Eukaryota; Ciliophora; Spirotrichea; Euplotida; Euplotidae
Source: the annotation of a GenBank genome assembly
CAGCUUAAUACCAAAUAAAUAUGUCAAGCGAGAGCAGCGAUUUCAGCUCAGAAGAUCUUAGUAAUUGACUCGAGGAGCUUGAAAAUGAAGACUUAGAAGUUGUUUCAACAUUGGAUCGGCUCUUCGAAAUCUGAGGUGUACAGAGAGAAAAAUAGUGAUAAAAUUAAAGUUGGAGGUGUCACUUAUAAAAUUAAUUCUAAGCUAUUAGAUCCUCCUAAAUCUGAACAGGAUCUGACAUCCCCCAAACUAGAAGGUUCUCAGUCAGUAAAUGUUGUCAGGAUCCAGUCAUCUAAUAAUAUGAAGUUAAAUCAAUAUUUUAAGAAUGGGAAGGGAUCAUCUGAAAACCAAUUAGUCCGGCAGGAAACCAUGUUGGAAAUGGUUCCAACCAAAUCUGGUUAUAUGUUUACUAAAGAUGAUCUUCAGAGAGCACUCAGGGUUCUCAGAGAUGAGUCAACUAACAAGAAGCAUAUGAUCUUUUAUUACGCAUCUCCUUUGAAGCCACCUUCCGCUUCGAAGAGCAAGUCUGAAUUGCCCUUGAUUGAUUUCAUGAGUGAAUAUAGGGGUAUCCAAAAAGCCCUGAAGAAUACUGGGAAAGAUAUAAAAUAUCUCAGAAAAGUGGCUACACCAGCUAAUAUUGCAGAAAUGAUUAAAGAAAACCCAACGGUUCUGCACUUCUCAGGACAUGGGGCCGAAGUUCAUCAGGAUCUCAAGUGAAAUCCUGAUAUUAACUCAUCAUAUACAGGCGAUUACCUCGUUAUUGAAGAUGAUUACUGUGGAGGCAUUGAGCUGAAUCAGAAUAAAUUGAAGAAUCUCCUUGAUCAAGCUGAUAUCACUAUCGAAGUAGCUGUCGUACUUUCAUGUCAUUCUGAAUAUAUCGGGCAGAUGUUCCUCAAAGCAGGAAUAAAACAUGUCAUUUGUGUAGGAAGAGAAUUCAAAAUCGAUGACAAAGCAUGAAUAGCUUUUGCUGGAGCUUUUUAUUCAAUAAUUUUCAAUGAGAAUAAAACAACUAUUUGCCAGGCUUUUAAGACUGCUAAAGCAACUGUGAAAACCCAAUUUGGCAAGGAUGGGUACCAAGGAGAGGAGGCUAAAUUCAGGUGCCUGCACCAUCAUAAGAAAAAGCCCUGUGAUUCCCACUGUAUUGCGGUCAGGAAGGGUAGAGCUGAAGACUUCACAACAAAACCUUCCUUGAAAUUGCUCCCUCAAAGAGAGAAAUUGGUGGGCCGAGCUGAUGAAAUUUGAGAAAUUCUCAAGAAACUUGAUGAAGAACGCUUCAUUUGGCUCGAAGGAGAGACAGGUAUAGGCAAAUCAGCGAUUGCCAAAGAAAUCUGAUGGCUAUGAUAUAAUAGGAGCAUAUUCGAAGACGGUGUGAUGUAUAUUUCAGCAAGAAGUUUCAAAGAUUUUUACUCUAUGGUCGAAAAUAUAUUCUUCAGUAUUAAAGAAGGACUAGUUCGUGAAGAUGAUCGUGCCAAGCUAGAAGCUUACAUUACUGCUGACUAUGCAGAAAAGUACCGUAGAAGUAUCAGCUUGAUUAGUGGCCUCAAGAUUUUGAUCAUAUUGGACAACUGUGAUUAUGUAGUGGAAACACAGGAAAAGCUCAUGAAGGAGUUUGUCAAAAAUAUUGCAAUUAAAGUUGAAGAAGCAAGGAUUAUAUUCACUUCAAAGUCAGCUGCAUCUUCUUAUACAGGAGAUGGGGGUGCUUCAUUCAGGAUCAAAAACUUGACGAAUCAGCAGACUUAUCAACUGCUGUGCUCCAAAGUAAAAUCAGUAAAGGAAUGUAAGGAACAGAUUUUGGAGUUACAAAAAGACUUAACAGGUUCCCAAAAAGCAUCUGUAAAAUCGGAUCCAAAGAAGAUAGAUUUCAACAAUGAGUUUCUAAAUAUUCUGAAUGGGCAUCCUCACUCAGUUAUUUUGGUCUCUUCUCUAAACAGCGAUUUGUCACUUAAAAAUAUUUAUAAGCGGCUGAUGAGUAUUAAGAAAAGGAGAAGCAAUUUUGGAGGAAUAGACAAUCUCAUUUUCUCUCUCAAUAUCGAGUCUACCUUGACAUAUCUUAAGAAGCAGAACCCUGAGGCUUAUAGAGUACUGCUAUUGUUCGCACUUUGCCCAGAUGGGUUCACAAAUGAUUCAAUGAUUGAAAUAUGAAUUAAUUGGUCUCAUGUUCAAAGAGUCUUGAUCGAUAAAGCACUUAUUAAUGCUGCCACUACAAAGAGGCUAAAUAAUCAAGUCUCAUCUAUCACAGCUGCGACGAAACUUGAUUCUAUGGUAGAGAGGCCAGUUGGGAAAAAGAUGUUCCAAAUGGAAGCCUCCCUGAUCUGAACAAUCCUCAAACGCAUGACUUCAGAAGAGCUCCAGACUGCAAACCACACAGUGGUGACUCACCUUGUAGAUGAGUUAGACAGGAUGCUCAAAAACUAUAAGCUCAAUCCAAAAGAUAGGUACAAUGGACUCAGGAGUUUUGACAGCAAUAUCCAAGAGGCUAUUAAUAGGUACUAUGGACAGAAAAUGGAGAAUGAGAGGAAGAAAAUUGAACUAGAGAAUGAUGUACUUCAUGUAAAGAAAAAUCAAGUCAGGUUCAAGUUUCUGCAAUACAUCAUUGAUAGGGGGCUUAUCAAACUAAAGGAUAAGUCUCCAAAAAUUUGAAUGAAUCCAAGAAGUAAAUCCAGUUCAUUACUGAUUAAGAAAAAGUCAUAUGGAAGACAAAGUUCCGUUAUAAAAGAAUGUUUUAAUGAUCUUAAUAAUUUUCCUUGCGAGGAACGGAUCAACUCGAGCUCGAAAAACAUGCUUAAAAUCGGAAGUAAACCCAAAAACAAGGAGAUUAUGAAGACUUUCGUUGAUAAAUUUGUAAAAGAGGUUGAUGAAGAAGCAAAGAAGAUUAUGCCUCUUCAUGUUGCCAUCCUGAUUAAUAAAUUCAAGAACAUUAUGUUUAAGAGGAUCAAUAAGAAAACUAAGAGGGAAGAAGAGAUGGAGAAGAAAAACUUCCAAGAGGAAAUUAAGGAGGAAGCUGAAGAGGACAGCGAUGGAGACAAAACACCAAAUAAAGAAGUCAAGGUCAGGUUUGAAGAGACUAAAAAGGAUACUGACAGUGAAAGCGAACAAUCCUUCAUACCAGAGUCUGACUCUUCAGAGGAGUUUAAUGGAGGGACGCUGAAGAGAGCAGCGUUGAAAAAUAGCUCGAAAAAUGUCAAAACUUACCCUAAUAUUCAAGUAGAUGGAGACUGGACAAACCAAGGAGGCACACAAGAAGAACGGAUGAGUAGUAAUCCUGAUUCAUUAGCUCCUAAGAUGCCUUUUGGGUUUCAGAGAGAGUCUAAAUUACCCUCUGAAAGCUCAUUCAUUGAUUCUGUAUCUGACUCGAGUCGGAGUAAUAACCCUCCACCAACUCCAAGGAAUAAAUUGUUAAAAAGCAGAAGUAGGACAAAGCGUAUGCAUGAGAUUGAUUUAUUGGCAUCAGAUGAAUUACUCAACACCAAUAAGAAGGGCACUUUCGAAGUACCACUAAAUGAGAAACUGAUAAUUUUAUUCUCAGUGAACCAGCUUAUGAGCGAACAAUACGAUUCAUUUGACACUAUCAUAGACGACGCUGUUAGAUUCCUUCAUGAGAACCUCACUCUUGGGAAUCUGUAUAAACUUAUCUGCCUAAAAAUACUGUUGAAGGAAGAUGCAGAGCAAGGUUUUUAUAAGAAUAAAGAUAAAAUAAAUUUGGAUGUAGACAUCAGUAAAUAUUUAUACGAAGCACAGAGUAAUUUGGAUAAGACUCUUGCCAUGUACAAGCAGACAAAGUGCAUUCAAGGAUGCGCGCGAGUCCAUCUACUGCAGUGAAUCAUCUCAUCAAGGUUGAUCAAAAUAGAGGAGUCUGAAGGCAUUUUUGAUCAUGAGUUUUCUAAUCAUUAUGAUAGCCUCAAGGAAGCAUUUUCUAACUUCAAGUUCAGAAUGGAGCAAGUUGUGAGCUUCGAUAGCAGAUCUAUAAGCAAACAAGUGUUUGAGUUUGUAAAGAAGAACGAGGAUAAGAUGCAGGAAGUAAAUAUACUCCAGAACGAAGAGGUCUUGAGAUUUUUAUACUCACCGUGUCUCUCAACUAAAGCUGAGGGCCAUAUAGAUUUUGAGGAUAAAAGGUUAAAGUAUAUGAAGAGUCUGAGGUUGACUCUCAAGAACCAUGUUAGCCAUGAUGUGAAAAAUAUGAGACGUAUCUCUCUCGAUGUUGAUCUGAAUGAUAAUCAGUUAGACCUACUUUACUCAGCAGUAUCAAAGGAGGAAACCCUUGAUGAUAAAGAAAGCGUUGAAGAGAGGAAAGAAGAGAAUAAAUAAGUCUAAACUGGAGGUUAAGAAAGAGAAGAAGAAUUUUAUGAACUUAUUGGUGAAAUCUAUCGCUAAUAAGUUUUUACCAACUACACCAACCUCUCCUUCAAAAUCACCCAAGUUUGGAAACCAGAAAGAAUCAGAUAGCGAAGAGAAUAAGAACGAAGUCUCUUCUCAGGAAGAAAUUAUGAAGCAGAAGAAGAGAGAGCUAAAGUUAGAGAGUCUUCCUUCUUUAGAGAUAAAUAUUCCUCAAGAUUGAGUCGAAGUGGAGCCCCGUAUUCACUCUCGAAAUCAAGAGAGUAUCAACAUUCAGAGUUCAUCCAGCAUUUCUAAAAUAUCAAGUAGUGCUGAGUUCAAGUCAGGAAUUAAGUGUGUAAAUUCAAUAAAUGCUGCUUUUGCCUAUCCAGAUCGAUACACGCUUAGGUCUUGCUCCAAAUACAGUAAUCCUGGGUCUUUUGAUUAUAAUUCAUAUAAGAACGAUGCCAAGAAAAGUUACACAGCUAUGUUGAAUAGGAACCAUCUCAGGCAAACGGAUUAUGUGCCAGUGAAAUACUCUCAAUUUGCAAACACAAGGGGGUACACAAGCAGGAAUUUUAACUUCAGUGAUGAUCUUCAAUCUGAAUAUCGAGAACGAUCCUCCUCACAAAAAUCAAGGUCAGAUAGCUGCAAUAGGUCCAAACCUUUACGAAGGACCAGAUUACGUAACAGCCGAGAAAGAACCAAUGGUUAUUUCGGAUACCCCUAUAGAAGAGUCUUGUAAUACGUAUGCAUAAGGCUAAGGAGUGCACAGAGAUUUGGAGAUGCUAAGAAAUCUAAGUGGAGAUUUAAACUCCUUCGAAAACUAAAACUACCCAUCCAAAAGAUGAAGUG